AUGGAAAAUUCUAAGACUUACGACUCUUUUCAACAUGAACUUCAGGAUUAUAUUAGAAAGCAAAGAGCCAGAGGAUUACAACCAGAGGUUUGCUUUAGAAAGGGGACAGAAGACUCUGUGUCCAGAGAAAAGGACCACACUGCACCCAGACCUCCAAUGCUGGAGCGGAGAGUCCCCUUCAGGAGGCCCCAUAAGUCCCCCCGUUCCUACAAAAGGCCGAAAACAGUGGAACGCCGCUUACCCACCCUGUCCAAUAGUCAUCACUUCCGGCAAAGACUGGAACCUGUAAAUCACUGUCAGAAAAAACACGACCAUUUCUUCAAUAUCCGGUGGUUUCCAAGCCCACCUGUGCGAGGAAUGACCAUUGGCCCACACACAGCACAACACAGAGAAGAGGCCAGCUGCUUCUCAGAGGACCACACCGGCGUCCAUCAGGCAGGAGAUCAAGACGGAGGCUGGACGGGAAGGUCCAGGGAGAAGGGAGGAGGACAUGGCAAUGAGGAGCAGGUAUCGUGGAAGAGGAAGCACCACAGGGAUGAAGAGGAGACCCACAAGGAGGACAGGAGGAAGGCCAGAGUGGUGCCAGGAAGCACAGAGAAGUCCAAGUACAGAAAGAAGAGCACCCAUGAUUGGGACCCCAUGAAGGAGGGAAGAAGGUCCAGUAGAGAGAAGAAGCAUCCUGGCAAACGUAGCACCCACGAGUGGGACUUGUGGGAUGAAGCUGUCCUCGGUGGUUGUUACUGA
Lagenorhynchus albirostris (white-beaked dolphin) is the source of this 744-nucleotide messenger RNA. Its product is annotated as zinc finger matrin-type protein 1-like. The record is from RefSeq and is a predicted model, not a curated record. Lineage: Eukaryota; Metazoa; Chordata; Mammalia; Artiodactyla; Delphinidae. The transcript has a single exon. Bases 1 to 744 code for a protein of 247 amino acids.